Molecule: messenger RNA, 1314 nt
Organism: Carassius carassius (crucian carp)
Lineage: Eukaryota; Metazoa; Chordata; Actinopteri; Cypriniformes; Cyprinidae
Product: astrocytic phosphoprotein PEA-15-like
Exons: 4
Coding region: 243-635 (130 amino acids)
Biological process (GO): regulation of apoptotic process; MAPK cascade
Molecular function (GO): protein binding
Source: RefSeq, a predicted model, not a curated record
CCAUUCUCAGACCGGCGAGACGCUCAGAGGCGCGCGAGCACGAGCACGAGUCAGAGAAGAGACGCGUAAAGUUUCCUCGUCUUCCCUCAGAAUAACCCCGACUUCUGCGAAGAUAUUCACGCUCUUUGAUGCUGAAGUGUUUGUGCUGAACUGGACUUUGUAUCGGAUCUCAUCCAUCACCGCCGGGAGCAUCUUCAUCAUCUUCAUCUUCAUCAUCGCCGGAUCACCGGGCGCGCGCAAGGAUGUCUGAAUACAGCUCGCUGUUGAGUGAUCUGUCUGAGAACAUCACUAAUGAAGACCUGGAGCAGCUGAAGUCGGCCUGUAAAGACGACAUCCCCGAAGACCAGAGCAACGCCAUCACCUGCUCCAAAGACUGGUUCAGUUACCUGGAGAAGAAUGACAAACUGGCACAAGAUAACCUGUCCUACAUAGAGCACAUCUUUGAGAUCUCGCGGCGGCCGGACCUCUUGACCAGAGUCAUCGAGUACCGCACGACCGUGCUGAAGAUCUCCGAAGACGACGAGAUCGACACCAAACUCACACGCAUCCCCUCGGCUAAGAAAUACAAGGAUAUAAUUCGCCAACCAUCAGAAGAUGAGAUCAUCAAACUGGCCCCUCCUCCCAAAAAAGCAUGAGGUCAUACUGCUCCUACUCCCUGGCACUUCAUCUUGCCCAUCAUCGUCACCAAACCACGCCCACUGCCCCGCCCACUCCACCGAAUAGAAGCCAAGCAGCCAAUCAGAUCGCCAAGAUGCUUUCCAGCCACGCCCACGCCACGGAGGCACAGAUGAACUGAACGAAAGACAAAGAAAUGGACCAAAAGUCUUGCAGAAGUGAACAGGUCAUAGGUCAGGUUGUGUGUGGGAAUGAAAAACGAUCAUUCUGUGUUCGCUGACGCUUGUGUGGAAUAGUGUAUGUGUGAGAGAGAGUUCAUUCACACCCUCAACAGCGUUGAGUGCGAUCGUCACGUCGGUCAGACCAACGCUGUUCAUGUCUUAAUGUGGAGAAACCAGUUUAGCCACUGAUCGCUGUUCCUUUAGACACAUUUAUUCCUGGUUAGUAUCGUGGGUAGACUCCAGGUCGGUACAUUCCCUUUAAAACACGACUCACAUCAACAUUUAAAAGUGUUACAGAGAAUCCGUCUCUGAAUUUGUGUGAUUGCCACUUAGAAAGCCAAUAUUUGCCUUCUUUAGAAAUGAAAUGCAUUAUUGCAGGGUAUGCAGUUACCUAGUAGAGAAUUAAUAUUGCUUUUAAUAUGUCUGUAUGUCAUACUUCUACGAAAUAUAGUUUAUUAAAGGAUCAGUUAUAGAAUAA